AUCGUUUGCUCAUGUAAUCGGCACCGUAUUGAUAAUAAUGUUAUUAGGUAGUUAUUUAAACAGUGUCGACUGACUGGGCUUAUAAAUUGACACUAUAGACUAUCGGCGAAUGGUAUUAUAACUUAUAAGUAUUCGUUUGACGUUUAUCAUCCAAGUGUGUAAUUAUAUUAUUAUAAAUAGUAAUUAUAAAUUAUUAUGCUAUUAUAAUUGUAGAGAGUUGAGCGUGCAAAAGUGUAAUUCCGUUAUUCUACAGUUCUACAUUUAUCUGCUGGCUGUGAGCAUAAUAUUUUACUUAUUACCUAUUAGUUACUUUCUUUAAUUUGUUUCUUACAAUCAUUUCUAUUUUUUUUUUCUAAAUCGUAAAAUUGAAGUAGGUAACUAUACUGUCAGUUCUACUAUGAGUAUUUUCAGUGUCGUCAAAGAAGCACCGCCUAUCGAAGUGUUCCAUCUAGUGAAAGUGUUUAAUGAAGAUGACAAUCCAUCAAAAGUAAAUUUGACCAUUGGGGCAUACAGGACGGAUGAAGGCAAACCGUUUUAUAUGCCUGUUGUGAAAAAGGCUGAAAGUGUGGUACUCGAGAAUACGUUAAAUCAUGAGUAUUUACCCAUAUUAGGCUUAGAAUCAUUUACUAAAGCUGCAUCACAACUUCUAUUGGGCAAUAUCGCUGAACGACAAGAAGAGGGAACUAUCUUUGGAGUUCAAUCAAUCAGUGGUUCUGGAGCAUUAAGAGUGGGUGCAGAAUUCUUAGUUAAACAUUUGAAAUGUACCACAUUCUAUUAUUCAAUACCAACUUGGGAAAAUCAUCAUUUGAUUUUCAUGACUAGUGGAUUUCAAAAUGCCAAAACUUAUCGCUAUUGGAAUGAAGAAACAAGAUCUCUUGAUUUUGAUGGAUUUUGUGAAGAUUUAUCAAAUGCACCAGAAAAUUCAGUUAUUAUAUUGCAUGGAUGUGCUCAUAAUCCAACUGGCUUAGAUCCAACUGAAGAUCAAUGGAAGAAAAUUGCAGAAAUUAUUAAAGAACAUAAUUUAAUACCGUUCUUUGAUAAUGCUUACCAAGGAUUUGCAUCUGGAGAUUUGGAAAAAGAUGCCUGGUCUGUACGAUAUUUUCUUAAUCAAGGGUUUGAAUUUUUAUGUUCACAAUCAUUUGCUAAAAACUAUGGACUUUAUAAUGAGCGUGCAGGAAACCUUACUUUUGUUCUGAAUUCUUUGGAAAAUGUUAAGGCUGUAAAAUCUCAGGUGACAAUGAUUGUUAGAGGGAUGUAUUCAAAUCCGCCAAACCAUGGUGCACGUACUGUCAGUACAAUAUUAAAUAAUGAUGAAUUAAAAAUGAAUGGCGAGAUGGAUACUUUAAAGUUAAUGACAGAUAGAAUUAAAGCUAUGAGAAAAGUUUUAAGAGAAAAUUUAGAAAAGCUUGGAACAAUUGGGACAUGGAAUCAUAUUACUGAUCAAACUGGAAUGUUUUCCUAUACAGGAUUAUCAGCAAGUCAUGUAGAAUACUUACGAAACAAAUACCAUAUUUACAUGUUGCGGUCGGGACGUAUUAACAUUUGUGGAUUGAAUACAAAUAAUAUAAAUUAUGUAGCUGAAGCAAUUACCGAUGCUUUAUUAAAUGUUACCAAGUAAAAAAAUAAAAAAUAAUAAGACCAUACCAAACAAAUUAUUUUUCAUGUUUAAUUCUAUGGACUAGAAAAAUUGUAAUUUAAUUAAAUGAACCUAAUUGAUAUUUACACAAUUAUGUAUUGUUUUAUGAUUAUUUCAACUAUCAAUUUGUUAAUUAUAUUAUACUAUUAAAUAACUUACCUUGAUUAUAAAUUAUUACUUAACACUUUGACUUGAGCGAUUCCCUUGUACAGAACAUUUUUUGUAAUAAUAGUAAUAAGUAUAAUAAAAAUAUAAAAAUUACCCAAAAUCUCAAACCACCGCGAAUUAAACAAUUUCAACCGUUUAUCUGUGCGGUAGCGCAAGCACAAAUAGCUUGUUGUAUGCUAGUAUUAUUGGGUGAGAUCAGAAAAUAAUACAGGUUGUUGACGCCCGCCGCAUAGAACACAUACGAUUUGUCGACGUCAGCAGUCAAAGUGUUAAUAAUAAAUACAUUUUUAGAGAUGCAAAUUUUACCAUACAUUUUCUGAUACAAAUAUUGUUUAAUAGUAUGACAUAUAAAUAAAUUAAAUAAAGCCAAAAGAUCAUUAUUUUAUAAUGAAAAUAGAUUUUUAAAUUAAAAGGAUUAAACAAAAAAUAUUUGAAAAAUAUACUGUAUAUUUAAUUUGCAUCUCUUAUAUAACCUCAUUAUAAUGAUUUGAAUAAUAUUGAUUAUUUAUCAUUUAAUACCUAUACCAAAAUUUCUUAUU
Molecule: messenger RNA, 2343 nt
Organism: Rhopalosiphum maidis (corn leaf aphid)
Lineage: Eukaryota; Metazoa; Arthropoda; Insecta; Hemiptera; Aphididae
Gene: Got1
Product: aspartate aminotransferase, cytoplasmic
Exons: 8
Coding region: 398-1618 (406 amino acids)
Biological process (GO): L-aspartate biosynthetic process
Cellular component (GO): cytosol
Molecular function (GO): pyridoxal phosphate binding; L-aspartate:2-oxoglutarate transaminase activity
Source: RefSeq, a predicted model, not a curated record